Messenger RNA from Bactrocera tryoni, 2676 nucleotides. RefSeq names its product kelch-like protein 18 (gene KLHL18). Gene Ontology annotation, molecular function: protein binding. The transcript is spliced from 7 exons. NCBI's taxonomy places the organism in Eukaryota, Metazoa, Arthropoda, Insecta, Diptera, Tephritidae. The record is from RefSeq and is a predicted model, not a curated record. Bases 150 to 2015 code for a protein of 621 amino acids.
GUGGAACAAAACAGAGAAUAAAAAACUUUCAGUCACUGCAUUUGGUAAAAUUAUUGGUUUAUAUAUUUUAUUGCUACGCGGAAUCUCCAACAUAUUGAACGUAAAAAUCGAUGGAAUAGCUUUCGUAACCGAAGUAUAACCUGGGUGCAAUGAUGGAACAGUGGCAGGAACUUAGUAUGGGGAAAUUAAGUAUAUCUGGGUGCGAUACUCAAUCGUCAUCCGAAGCAAAACAGCAGGCAAAACAACAAACAUCUCAAUUGUUACAACAGCAAAGCUAUUCAUCAAUAAUUGAUUUGCCCGAUUUUGGUGAUUGCAGUGAUGACCAGAAAUAUGUUAUUUAUAAGCAUGAUGAUUUGUUUUGUGAGAGUUAUCCAUUAAUGCGUGAAAUACGCAGACAAGGCAAACUUUGUGAUGUUACCUUAAAGGUUGAAGAUCAGUCCUUCUCGGCACAUCGUAUUGUGUUGGCAGGUACAAUACCGUACUUUUAUGCCAUGUUCACCAACAAUAUGGCUGAGAGCCGUAUAAAGGAGAUCACCAUGAAAGAGAUUGAACCGAACGCACUCGAAAGUCUCAUUAAUUACGCUUACAGUGGGCAGGUGCGCAUCGACAACCAGAAUGUGCAAAGUCUUAUGGUGGGUGCAUCGUUUUUACAGUUAACCAAGGUGCGUAAUGCCUGUGCGGACUUCUUGAUUUCACGAUUUCAUCCGCAUAACGUUUUGGGCAUACGUCAAUUUGCGGACUCUAUGGGUUGCACUCAUUUAAUUGAGGCUGCUGACAAGUACAUUGAUCAGAAUUUUGCAAAAGUCGUACAAUCCGAGGAGUUUUUGGGUUUGGAUUUUGGUGAACUAAUCGAUCUCAUACGACGCGAUGAGCUUAAUGUACCAAGCGAGGAAAUCAUUUUUGAGGCCUGCAUGAAAUGGGUAAAACAUAUAGAAGAGAAGCGUGCUGUACUUUUCCCACAGGUAUUAUCCAAAGUACGUUUACCAUUAUUAUCACCACAAUUUCUGGCAGAUCGUGUGGCACGUGAAGAGUUAAUACGCUCCUCACAUCAAUGUAGAGAUUUGUUAGAUGAGGCAAAAGAUUUCCAUUUAAUGCCAGAACGCCGAGGAUUGUUGCAAAGCUUCAGAACACGACAGCGUUGCGGUGAGUUUAUUAUGGGCCAGAUUUAUGCAGUUGGUGGACUAGCUAGCAACGGUGAAUCAGUGAGCACCGUGGAAAUUUACGAUCCAGUUGUCAAGAAAUGGGAAAUGGGCGAACAAAUGUCGAUGAUGCGCUCUCGCGUCGGUGUCGCUGUUAUGGAUGGUAAACUGUACGCUUUUGGUGGUUUCAAUGGUACCGAACGUCUGUCCACUGUAGAGGUAUACGAUCCAAAAAAGAAUAAAUGGUCACAGGGGCGUGCAAUGCUGUGCAAGCGCAGCGCCGUUGGGGUGGCCGCUUUAGAUGAUUGCAUUUAUGUUUGUGGUGGUUAUGAUGGUGUAACGUCUCUAAAUACAGUAGAAUGUUACUGUCCAAAGACUGAUAUUUGGAAGACGGUGGCACCCAUGAUGAAGUAUCGUUCGGCGGGUGGCGUUGCCGCAUUGGGAGGUUAUGUUUACGCGCUUGGUGGUCAUGACGGACUUUCUAUUUUCGAUUCGGUAGAACGUUACGAUCCGGUCAAAGACGUUUGGCUCAAAAUGCAUUCAAUGUUAAAUCGUCGCUGUCGUUUAGGUGUUGCUGCGCUAAAUGGCAAGCUAUAUGCUUGUGGUGGUUACGAUGGUACAUCAUUUCUGCGCUCAGUUGAGGUUUAUGAUCCAAUAACCGAUACCUGGAGUCUUGUAACGCCUAUGAAUUGUAAACGUAGUCGCGUUGCUCUAGCAGCAAAUAUGGGAAAAUUGUGGGCGAUUGGCGGGUACGAUGGUGAGUCCAAUUUAUCGACAGUUGAAGUCUACGAUCCCGAAACGGAUAAAUGGUCGUUUGAACCCUCAAUGUGUGCUCAUAGCGGUGGUGUUGGUGCUGGUGUUAUACGUAAACAAUAAUUAGCUUCAAUUUAUUCUUAUUAUUACUAAAUAUAGGCAAUAUUAUAUAGUACUCUUAGCUCAUAUGUAUUUUUAGAUUAUUAAUUUAUGUUUUUAAAAAGCAAAACUGCACUUGCUUGCCUUUUAUCAAAAUUAUUUAUGUGUCAUGUUAUAAUGUAUGCUCUCUAUUACACAAACUAUUUAAUGCACUUACGAAAAUCAUUCCAAAUUCUUUAGAAAACACUGAAAUAAAAGCGAAAUUUCAAAAUAAGCUAUUGGCUUAAAAACUUUAAAAGUAUUUGCCUAGCGGAAAUGGUACAGCGCUAUAUACUAAUUUGUCAAUUGUAUUAAACUAAAGCUAAUAUCAAAUAAAUAAAAAAAACUGCUGUCAGUUUUUAGCAAACAUUUUCGAUCAAGAAUAUGAAAAGUAGGCAUUUAGCAAUAUUAAUUAGCAUAGUAAUUUUACCUCCUAACAUUUAUGUAUGUAUGUGUUUUCAUAAAUAGAAUUGUAAAUUAUUGAACUGAAGUAAACACAAUGAUUGAAACUAAAACAAUUAUUGUUGACAUGUAGCACUUGAAGUUUUAGAAAUUAGAAAAAAUGUAGUAUUUAUUACUCAAUCACAUCGCGUACGAACCAAUAAAAGUAUAUCAAUGCAAUUACGCCCCCAAUAGAUAAAUUGUA